UCUUCCCGGCUCCUGCUCGGCCGCCAGCUCCGGCCUCGCCUCCCCCACGCAGGGCCCCCUGCGCCGAGCGGAGCUCACCCGAGGGAGGGCUCCUGUCCCGGCCCGCCGCCCCGGCCCAGCCGCCCGACCAGCAGCAGCCCCCGGGGGCAGCCCCCCGCUGCAGCCCGCUUCCCUGAGCGCCCCCUCCUCCCCCCCAGCCAUGAAUGUCUUCCGAUUCCUGGGAGACCUCUCCCACCUCCUAGCCAUCAUCUUGCUUUUGCUCAAAAUCUGGAAAUCUCGCUCUUGUGCCGGGAUUUCCGGGAAGAGCCAGGUCCUGUUUGCUGUGGUGUUCACGGCCCGCUACCUGGACCUGUUCACCAACUACAUCUCGCUCUACAACACCUGCAUGAAGGUCGUCUACAUCGUGUGCUCCUUCACCACCGUCUGGAUGAUUUACAGCAAGUUCAAGGCCACCUAUGAUGGCAACCAUGACACGUUCCGGGUGGAGUUCCUCGUGGUGCCCACGGCCGUCCUGGCGUUCCUGGUGAACCACGACUUCACCCCUUUGGAGAUCCUCUGGACCUUUUCCAUCUACCUGGAAUCGGUGGCCAUCUUGCCGCAGCUGUUCAUGGUGAGCAAGACGGGCGAGGCGGAGACCAUCACCAGCCACUACCUGUUCGCGCUGGGCGUCUACCGCACGCUCUAUCUCUUCAACUGGAUCUGGCGCUACCACUCCGAGGGCUUCUUUGACCUCAUCGCCAUCGUGGCGGGCCUGGUCCAGACCGUCCUGUACUGCGAUUUCUUCUACCUCUACAUCACCAAAGUCCUAAAGGGGAAGAAGCUGAGCUUGCCGGCGUAGCCCUGGUCCUCCCGGUCCUCGAUGGCCGCGGGAGGCGUGGAAGGCGGCGAGGACGAACAGCCUUCCUGUGGGGGGGUGACUUUUUUAAGGACAACCUCUCCCACUCCCCAGCCCCUCCUGCCGGGCAUCCAGGUGGUUGGGGGUGUACGUGGUGGAGGACCCGGGUCUGGGGGAACCCAGGACCUGGGAUAUUUGUAGUUUUUUGCCUUUUAGAAAAGAAAAAGAAAUCUUUCCACUA
Molecule: messenger RNA, 1076 nt
Organism: Ochotona princeps (American pika)
Lineage: Eukaryota; Metazoa; Chordata; Mammalia; Lagomorpha; Ochotonidae
Gene: KDELR1
Product: KDEL endoplasmic reticulum protein retention receptor 1
Exons: 5
Coding region: 200-838 (212 amino acids)
Biological process (GO): endoplasmic reticulum to Golgi vesicle-mediated transport; protein retention in ER lumen
Cellular component (GO): membrane; endoplasmic reticulum; cis-Golgi network
Molecular function (GO): ER lumen protein retrieval receptor activity
Source: RefSeq, a predicted model, not a curated record